Necator americanus (New World hookworm) is the source of this 279-nucleotide messenger RNA. RefSeq lists its product as uncharacterized. Bases 1 to 279 code for a protein of 92 amino acids. NCBI's taxonomy places the organism in Eukaryota, Metazoa, Nematoda, Chromadorea, Rhabditida, Ancylostomatidae. The record is from RefSeq and is a predicted model, not a curated record. The transcript is spliced from 3 exons.
AUGUCCUCUGCUAAGCUCCUUCUUCUUGUCUCUCUUGUCGUUCUCUGCGCCUUCGCCGUCGAGGCUCAAUACUACUACGGCUAUUACGGAUAUCCGUACUACUCCUACUACUACCCAUCUUACGGCUAUGGCUACAACGGCUAUGGAUACAACGGCUAUUACGGCUACUAUGGAAAACGUGAGGCUGGAUUUGGACCUGGACAACAACAACAACAACAACAACAACAACCACUACAACAGCAACCACCUCAGCAGUACCAGCAAACGCCACAACACUAA